Messenger RNA from Glycine soja, 1736 nucleotides. RefSeq lists its product as uncharacterized. The coding region runs from base 183 to 1319 and encodes 378 amino acids. NCBI's taxonomy places the organism in Eukaryota, Viridiplantae, Streptophyta, Magnoliopsida, Fabales, Fabaceae. Gene Ontology annotation, cellular component: chloroplast. The transcript is spliced from 6 exons. The record is from RefSeq and is a predicted model, not a curated record.
AUGGCCCAUUGCUGCUUACCUGGCCAUCGCCUACACACAAAUCUGAAAUCUCCUAUUGCUAUGAUUUCCUUCCAUAUUCUCUGUUCCGAACACGACACAGUAGCAUACCAUCAAUCUUCCCCCAAAUUAUUCAUUCCUCUUUUUUUCCCCAUUAACAAUAUUAAUCAAUCCAAUUAAUUUCCAUGACCAUGUCCAUAACACUCUUACUCCAAGCCAACCCCUCCCACUUGAAAUGGAACCAGUUACCUUCCCUUCCACGUCGCACAAGGCCCGACCGUUUCACUCCAAUACCCGACUCGAAACGCCGCGUUUCAAGCGUCAAAUGUAUCUCCUCGUCGCGGAAGCCGGAUAACACGUUUAGUUUGCAGUCCCCGUGGGAGGUUCUGGCGAGCACGGUGUCGAACACGCUGAAGGCGCUGAAGAAACCGGCCAUAGCUGCGGUGUUGGUGGGGCUGUUAUUAAUGUACGAUCCAACUUGCGCCUUCGCGGCAUCUGGAGGGAGAAUGGGAGGAAGGUCGUUUUCUUCGUCUUCUUCUUCGUCUAGGAGUUAUUCAGUGCCGAGGACGUCAAGCUCAGGGUUCUCUUUUUCGGCGCCGUAUUACGGGCCUUCUCCGUUCGGUGGGGUUUAUGUGGGUCCCGCCGUGGGGGUCGGAGUCGGUGCUGGCUCGAGUUUCUUUCUCAUCUUAGUGGGAUUCCUGGCUUUUGUUUUGGUUUCUGGCUUUCUUUCGGAUCGCUCAGAGGGUAGUGUGCUCACUGCUGCCGACAAAACCACCGUGCUCAAGCUUCAGGUUGGAUUGUUGGGGAUGGGUCGCACACUUCAAAGGGAUCUGAAUAGGAUUGCAGAAGUUGCUGAUACAUCAACUUCAGAAGGUCUGCAUUAUGUAUUGACAGAGACAACCCUAGCUUUGCUUCGGCAUCCUGAUUACUGUAUCUCAGCAUAUUCAUCUGUGGACAUAAAGCGGGGUAUUGAAGAUGGGGAGAAACGUUUCAAUCAACUUUCAAUUGAAGAGCGGGGCAAGUUUGAUGAAGAGACACUAGUCAAUGUUAAUAACAUAAAGAGACAAAGCACAAGAAGCCAGAGAGCGAAUGGGUUCAGCAAUGAAUACAUAGUGAUAACAAUAUUGGCAGCUGCCGAAGGAGAACAUAAACUUCCUAGCAUCAAUGGAAGUGGAGACCUGAAGGAAGCUUUACAGAAACUUGGAUCCAUUCCAUCGAGCAGAUUAUUGGCAGUUGAGGUGUUAUGGACACCACAGAAUGAGAACGAUACUCUCUCAGAACGUGAGUUACUUGAAGAUUACCCACUUUUACGGCCUUUGUAAGUUGUGAAGGUAUGCUUGUCAUUCUGCUUCUAGCCUUCUAGAGCUAUGAACUGAAAUUGGGUUGUGAUUGCACAAUUAAGGAUCAUCUCCAGUAGUACUGAAAUAAUAUCGUUAAAACUGAUGAGAUUGUCCUGCUACUCAAUCUGCAAGGCAAUUUUCAGCUGCGGCUAAUGACGUUGUAUCACUUAUAAAGGUUCAAUAUUAAAUAUUGAUGGCAUUAGUUGUAAAAAUUACCAGUAGGAUCAACUCUAAAGAAUAUGUACAAUAUUAUAGAGAAUCAUUUUAUCAUUGAAAUAGGUGUUCUUUCUGUUUAGAAAUUACUCUGCUGUAGUCGGUGAACUUUUCCAGAUUUUAUUCGUGCAUGACUCUGAGAAUACAUUCUCUUAAUUUUAUUUUAUUUUUAAGUUUGGAAAGGUA